Molecule: messenger RNA, 1155 nt
Organism: Nicotiana attenuata
Lineage: Eukaryota; Viridiplantae; Streptophyta; Magnoliopsida; Solanales; Solanaceae
Exons: 1
Coding region: 1-1155 (384 amino acids)
Molecular function (GO): catalytic activity
Source: RefSeq, a predicted model, not a curated record
AUGAAUUGGCUUUUUUGGAAUGUAAGGGGUGCAAAUAAAAAGUAUAAGCAGAAGGAACUGAGAAAAUAUAUAAAGACAAAAUAUAUUACCCUAGCAGGAAUAACAGAAACCAAAGUCAAAGAGCACAAAGCAACAACUGUGGCAGCUAAUGUGGAUCCCAACUGGGGGUUUCUGAAUAAUUACAGGAGUGCAAUCAAUGGAAGAAUUUGGCUACUAUGGGAUAGUAGAUUAUAUACAGUUGCUAAGCUGAAAGAAGAAGCUCAAUUACUGCAUUGUCAAGUUAAUACAAUAGCAUCAAAUAAGACAUGUGUUAUAACUGUAAUCUAUGGGUAUAAUACAUGUGAGGAAAGGAAAAGUAUGUGGGAUACACUUAAAAUACUGGCUCAAGGAAUGAAUAUACCAUGGUUAAUUGUUGGAGAUUUUAAUGCAAUGUUAUAUCCACAAGAUAGAUUAUAUGGGAAUCCAGUACAAUAUGGGGAGAUCAAGGAUUUCAAUGACUGUAUCCAUGAAUUACUGCUCAAUGAAGUAAGAUGGACCGGUGAUUACUACACCUGGACUAAUAAACAACAAAGUAAGGAGAGAAUUUGUAGCAGACUGGAUAGGGCUUUUGGUAACCAUGAAUGGAUGAUGGAAUGUGGUCAUAUUGUGAUGGAAUAUGAUGUGCCACUAAUCUUAGAUCAUAAUUCGAUGGUGCUUGCUUUACAGACAAAUCAGAGUGAUAUCAAAGUUCCAUUUAGGUUCUUCAACACUUGGGCUGAUCAUGAAAAGUUUCAGGAUAUAGUGAAGCAAGUAUGGCAACAAAAGUUUUCAAAUUGGAAGAUGAAAGAUAUAUGGAUGAAACUGAAGGCACUAAAAUCAUUAUUCAAGCAUCUGAAUAAUGAGGAGUUUAGAAACAUUACACAGAGAAUAGACAAAGCAAGAAAUGAAUUAGUGAUAAUUCAUAAACAACUGACUUCAAAAUGGUCAGAUGAUUUAAUAGAACAGGAAAGGACUACAAUGCAGAAUCUGAAAAAAUGGUCCAUGAUAGAGGAUAACAUCAUGAAACAGAAAUCAAGAGCUAAAUGGAUCAAAUUAGGGGAUUCAAAUACAAAGUAUUUCUCAGCUGUGGUUAAGGAGAGAGUCGGAGAAAAACCAUUAAGGAGAUCACAUCACUAG